Molecule: messenger RNA, 2399 nt
Organism: Microcebus murinus (gray mouse lemur)
Lineage: Eukaryota; Metazoa; Chordata; Mammalia; Primates; Cheirogaleidae
Source: RefSeq, a predicted model, not a curated record
GAUAACUGAGGUCUUCGUCUACUCCAUUUCUUCUUGCUGAAGGGUAGGAAAGACACUUCUGCAGUUGUGGGGAAGGAAAUUGUGUCAACUCUAAGAAUAACACAAAACAGUUUGUCGAAAGAUAUCUCCACUAAAAUAAACCAUUCUGAAACUAAAGACAUAGACAAUGUCCCAAGAAUCGAAACUGAAAACAUGUACAAAGUGUCAACCAUGAGACGAUUAUACGAUUUGACAAAGCAUCGAACAAAAAGAUCAGCAUUUUUCCCAACGGGGCUUAAAGUCUGUCCGCAGGAAUCCAUGAAACAGAUUUUAGCCAGUCUUCAAGAUUAUUAUAGAUUGAGAGUGUGUCAGGAAGUGGUGUGGGAAGCAUAUCGGAUCUUUCUGGAUCGCAUCCCUGACCUAGGGGAAUACCAGGACUGGGUCAGCAACUGCCAGCAGGAGACCUUCUGCCUCUUUGACAUUGGCAAAAACUUCAGCAAUUCCCAGGAGCACCUAGAUCUUCUUCAGCAGAGAAUAAAACAGAGAAGCUUUCCUGAGAGAAAAGAUGAAAUAUCUACGGAAGAGACAUUGGGAGAGCCUGGUGAAACCCCUGUGUUUUCGACAGAUGCUGCUGAUGUCUCACUUCAGCCCUUCCUUCCCACUCCUGAUGACACAGUCCUCAACGAAAUUCUCAAUGAUACCCUCCACGGCACCAAGAUGCCCACAACAGAAAGAGAAACAGAACUCACCGUGCCCAAGGGCCCUCCAGAUCAGAAAGUGGAGCUGAGUGUCUCCCUGGUAAACCAGAGGUUCAAGGCAGAGCUUGCUGACUCCCAGUCCCCAUAUUACCAGGAGCUAGCAGUGAAGUCCCAACUUCAGAUGCAAAAGAUAUUCAAGAAACUUCCAGGGUUCAAAAAGAUCCAUGUGUUAGGAUUUAGACCAAAGAAAGAAAAAGAUGGUUCAAGCUCCACAGAGAUGCGAUUUACAGCCACCUUUAAGAGAGAGAGCACAGAAGCAAAAAGCCCUGCCAGUGACCUCCUGUCUUUUGAUUCCAACAAAAUUGAACAUGAGGGAGUCCCCCGUGGAACUGUGGAGGAGGACAAGCAACCUGAAAUCUAUCUCACAGCAAUAGACCUCAAAAAGCUAAUCAGCAAAGUACUAGAGGAAGAACAAUCCUUGGAAGUGGGGACAAUUCAGUUCACUGAUGAAAUUGUUGGGUCACUGCCUGUUUCUGGUCCUGACACCCAAUCAGAGCUGCCUACGCCCCCUGCUGAUAUCACAAAGGGUGCUACUUUGAGUCCUGAACUUACUCUGAGUGAACCCUGGUUUGAGACAGUGGACAGAGCAGAGCAUGGUCUACCCGAUGACAGCAGCUCAAGUAUCGGCAGCCAAGAUAUGGUCGGAGACCUAGAUGGAAUGGAUCUGUCCGACACUCCUGCCUCGUCUGAUGUACCAGGACUCAGUGGAUAUGUUUCUACCCCAGAUCAUUCCUUGGAGGAUACCACGCCUGUCCCAGCUGGACAGUACAUCACCACUAGCUCCAUGACCAUUGCCACCAAGGGCCAAGAGCUGGUAGUGUUCUUCAGUCUGCGUGUUGCUAACAUGCCCUUCUCCGAUGACCUGUUCAACAAGAGCUCUCUGGAGUACCAAGCUCUGGAGCAACAGUUCACACAGCUGCUGGUUCCAUAUCUACGAUCCAAUCUGACAGGAUUUAAGCAACUCGAAAUACUUAACUUCAGAAAUGGGAGUGUGAUUGUGAAUAGCAAAAUGAGGUUUGCUAAGUCGGUGCCGUAUAACCUCACCCAGGCAGUGCACGGGGUCUUGGAGGAUUUUCGUUCUGCUGCAGCCCAACAACUCCAUCUGAAAAUAGACAGCUACUCUCUCAACGUUGAACCAGCUGAUCAAGCAGAUCCCUGCAAAUUCCUGGCCUGUGGUGAAUUUGCCCAGUGUGUAAAGAAUGAGUGGACCGGGGAAGCGGAGUGUCGCUGCAGACCGGGGUAUGAGAACCAGGGGCUCCGGGAACGCCUGGCCCCAGGCCUGUGUGCCCCUGGCACAGAGGAAUGUGAGGUCAUCCAGGGAAAAGGAGCUCCAUGCAGGUCACCAAAUCACUCUAACAAUCAAGCAUACAAAGCCCAUGUUAAAAAGUUCCAACGUCAACAAAAUAACAAGGUAACCAGGAAAAGACAUUCUGAAUUACUGACUGUGGGGUAUGAAGAAUUAAACCAUCAAGAUUGGGAAGGAAACUAACAACUGAAAAUGCACAAAUGAUCACUUAAGCAAUCCCAAGAGAGAUGAUUUGCUUUCUCCAGGAAAAUUGUAUCCACUCUGUCAAUGUUCUGAAAACAGGGGGGUCUAUUCACUGGUCCUCAGAAUCCAGGCAUAUAGUCAAGACAACCAGUACACACCAUGUUUCAAGUAUA